AUGGCGUUUCGAUCCCAGCUAUUCGGCGGACGGCUCUCGCGGCGAAGCUCCGACGCUGCCAAGUUUCUCUUUCCAUUCACCUGCCAAUCGCUUUCCUCUCUCGCAGCUUUAACCUCCGAUGCUCAGGUGGACGGUAACGAACUACCGAUUCUCAAGGACUCCAACCCCGACGAAAGUCAGGUUCUCAGCGAGCUCUCAAAAUUGCUUCCGGUUUUCCGCAGAAUUCCUACCACACAAAUCAUCGGAGAUUCAGUUAUUAGAGUAGAGGGAAGAGCCGCCGUCGUCGAUCGGUUUCUAUCCCCGGAGGAGCGACUCCGAGGAGUGUUCCUUCAGAAGUUGAAAGGCACGCACGCAAUCGAGACUGCUUUAACCAAUUCCUGCGUGGAAUUGACUGUCGAUGUCAUGGCUAAAGUUCUGAACAGAGGUAAUUUGGGAGGUGAAUCGAUGGUUACCUUCUUCCACUGGGCGAUUAAACAGCCGGCGGUGGCUAAAGACAUUCAUGGUUACAAUAUCCUUAUCAGAGCUCUAGGCAGAAGAAAAUACGUCGACUUCCUGCUGAAGGCUCUGCAAGAACUGAAAGCUGAAGGUAUAAACCCCGACAUUGAAACUCUGUCAAUUGUGAUGGAUAGUUUAGUUAAAGCUCAUAGAGUCUGCAAGGCAAUACAAAUGUUUGGAGAUGGAGAAGAAUACGGAUUUGGAUGCAAUACGGAAUCUUUGAAUGUCCUAUUGCAGUGUCUCUGUAGAAGGUCUCAUGUUGGUGCUGCAACUUCCUACUUGAACAAGAUGAAAGGGAGGGUGCCAUUCAAUGCCACAACGUAUAAUGUUGUGAUUGGUGGCUGGUCGAAAUGCGGUAGAGUUGAUGAGGUCGAGCGGGUUUUGGAGACAAUGAUAGAUGAUGGUUUUAAUCCUGAUUGCUCAACUUUCAGUUUUCUACUAGAGGGCUUAGGAAGAGCUGGCAGGAUUGAAGAUGCUGUGGAAGUUUUUAAGAAGAUGGAGGAGAAAGGCUGUGUGCCAGAUACUUCAGUUUACAAUGCAAUGAUUGGUAAUUUUAUCUCAGCUGGGAAGUUUGAUGAGUGCAUAAAAUACUACAGGUGUUUAUUGAGUAGCAACAGUGAACCAAAUGCUGAUACUUAUACGAAUUUGAUUUCUGGCCUGAUCAAAUCUCGAAAGGUAGCUGAUGCACUUGAAAUCUUUGAUGAGAUGCUUGAACGAGGGAUUGUUCCUACUUCUGGAGAUGUGACUUGUUUUCUGCAACCUCUUUGUAGCUUUGGUCCGCCUCAUGCUGCUAUGUUGAUUUAUAAGAAAGCACAAAAGGCUGGGUGUGAGAUAUCGCUCACAGGAUAUAAGUUGCUGCUGAUGCGGCUCUCGAGAUUUGGGAAAUGUGGGAUGCUGUUGAGUAUAUGGGAUGAUCUUCAGACGAGCGGUUAUUCUUCUGAUAUGGAAGUUUAUGAGUAUGUGGUGAAUGGACUGUGCAACAUAGGACAGCUGGAGAAUGCUGUGCUUGUGAUGGAGGAAGCUCUGCGUGGAGGGUUCUGCCCAAGCAAGCUAAUUUAUAGCAAACUGAAUCACAAGUUGCUUGCUUCAAGCAAAGUCGAGAGGGCUUACAGGCUGUUUUUGAAAGUUAAAGCUGCACGCGAGGUUGAUAAUGCUCGUAGGUUUUGGCGACGAAAUGGCUGGCACUAUUGA
Linum tenue is the source of this 1686-nucleotide messenger RNA. The record is from the annotation of a GenBank genome assembly. NCBI's taxonomy places the organism in Eukaryota, Viridiplantae, Streptophyta, Magnoliopsida, Malpighiales, Linaceae.